AUGGAAGACAACGAUGAAGGAAAUAUUCAAGAAUCCGAAGAAUCUGCUUUUAAAAAGAUAAGCAGAUUCGGCAAUAAACUGAUGGAAACAUUAUUUGCUGUAUUUUAUGCACUUUUUAAAGACUACAAUACUAUAAAUAGGUUUGAAACACAAACAACAAAGCUUUAUGUUCAUAUGCUUUAUUCAGUGACGAUAUCACUGCAAGUUUUGAGUUUAACUUUUCCUCCAAAUCUGGAUUCUUGAGACUCAUUUCAUUUAAUUUCAGCUUUUGUAGGUUAUAGCAGAUUUGAUUAUUUAGUGGCCAAUCUAGAACUCUAUUUAUUACUUAUGACUAUUUAAGCUUGAUUUUUGGAUUUUUUAAUAUGAUUAUAAUUUUUGAUAUUAUUAAAAAUAUUAAAAAAUGAAAUAAAAUGUCUUGGUAAAUUAUUUUUAAAGUAAAUUUUAUAAAACAUUUUUUAUAUAAUAAAAAUGCUUUUCACCAAUCUAGGGUUUGGAGUCCCAUUUUGAUAUGUCGCACUUGGUGUUGUUGGCUUUGCUUUUCUGAUAUUUCUAUUCUUAUAUUUCAAGAUUUAUUUUCAAUAUAAAAUUAAAGAAAGCAAUUACAGAUAUAUUCUGGGCUCAGUUUUAAAAAUUUUUCGAUUGGUUUUAUUUCUUCCGUUUAUGAAUAUUUUUAUAUCAGUUCAAAAAUACUCAUACAAGGACAAAACCUCAGUUUUUGAAUAUGGAGGCCUAAGUUCGAGCAACAUCACAGCAAACUAUACAGGCUUCUUAAGUGCCCUUGCAGAGCCAGUACUUGUAUUACUUGUUCUUAUGGAUGCUGGCUUUAAUUACGAACAAUAUAUAACACGUCACAAAUCAAUGAUAUAUGCACGAGCACAUAGUAGAGUUGAAGAAUGCAAAAUCUUGCUAUUAGCACUUUUAUGCUACAGUCACUGGUACCUUCAUAAAGAUUACUAUGCAGCUCAUCUGCUUAUAAGCUUAGCAAUUGGCGUCAUCCUUUCCAGUGCCUACCUGUACUUUUUGCCAUUUUACACAAUCUUUGUAAACUUUACUUCUUCAAGCUGUUAUUUGCUCCUCACAUGAAGUUCCAUAGCCCAACUUAUUGGGCUUUGGUUUGAUAAUGCCACCCUUGUAUUUUAUUUUAUCAUCUUAGUUUACCCAUGCUUGGAGCUGGCCCUAUGAGAAAUAUUGCACUUUAGGAUUAAUUGGCUAAUGAAGAAUUAUGAUAAAAUAAUUUACUAUUCAAACCCUUAUGUCUGUGAAAUAAUUGUAAGAUUUGAAAUUUUGAAACUUUUAGCAUUGAAUAAAAAAACAGUUGAAGGCAAAUCUGCUGGCAAAAAAAUCAGGGCUCACAUUCAUAGCUUGCAUAGAGAAAUUGCAAAUCGGUUUGAAAAUCAUUUUUUCUGCGCUAUAUGGGAGUUUUUAUAUGUAUAUAUAGUCCUAAAAAAAGAUGGACUUGCCAAAAUAAAGCUGACAAAAACAAUAGACACCCAGUUUUCAUUAGAAGGCGCUUAUUUAAAAUACAAAUAUUCAAACACAAUUAAUGAUUUCAGAAGAAAAAUACUAGAAGAAAUCGACUAUAUAAAUUUUCGAAAACUUUAUGAAGACGCUCUUAUGUUUGAUAAAGAAGCUUGCCAAGAUCAAUUGGAUUUUUGGAACGAGAUGAGUGCAGAAGCCCCGCAAAUCCAUCAAAUUGAAAAAAUUGGGUAUAAAUUGUUUAAAACAAUUCAAAAAGCCAAAAAGUUUUCGAAAAAUUUGAUAAAGCAAUAUCCAACGAACCAGCAAGCUUUGAGAAUAUAUGGAACAUUUUUACUUGAAGUUUAUAAUAAUACUGUCAAAGGGAAUGAACUCGUGAGUAGAGCGGAGCAUGAAAAACUGCAGCAGGAACAAAAAAAUGCAAUGAUUGGAGAGAGAUUUAAUUAUUUUGACGAAAAUAAUGGAAUUAUCAUUGUUUCUGGUAGUCCUGACGAUAUGGGGAAUAUAACCAAUAUGAACACGCAGGCAGGAAAUUUGCUAGGCGUUCCCACCCGAUAUACAAUUGGACAAAAUAUUGCUAACUAUAUCCCACCUCCUGGAAACCAAGUGAAUUCUCAUAAUCGCGCAAUGGAAGAAUAUCUUAAAACCACAACCACCACUGAAGUGUGUGCCCCGUUCCAAUAUUAUAAUGCUUGAUGCCCAUAUACAUAAAAUGGCGUAUGGCGACCGACCCACCCUCUCAGUGGUGGUAACCCAUGUAUAUCCGGGCAUGGUUUUUGGAACCAGGAGUUAGCCCAACAACGUCUGGGACCUCGAAGCGAGAGGCCUAAGCGCGAGAACCGCUGUUUUUGCGACCAGACCCAUGGGCAGUUACUCGUGAUUUCUUUUUGCCAGCAGCGCUCAGCCCAGUGAGUGCCCGAAAUGAGGCAGGGCGAUUUACCUGCCUAAGCUGCUUUUGUGGCUCGCCCCGAAUGGCGAAAGCUGUUGAGUUCUUUCUCGGGAUGACCGGAAAAGAGGGGAGGCGAGUUAGACGACAAAACGGGGGUCUCUCCAGUUUAAAAGGUGCCCUUCAAUGGGCAGAUCUGGCGGACGACGAAGCGGAGUUGGCGUAAACUUAGGCGACGAUCCAAGUUGGAAAUGGAGGUGGUCAGCAAAGCCGGUAUGAGACGGCCCUUGACAAUACCUCUACCGAGAAACCGGGGGUUUCGGCCCGGCUUGGUGAACGCUCUGCCACCACACGGGAAACCGUGGCAUGCGACCUCGGACGUAGUAGGGACCUUAAAUACCCAGCGUAAUCUUAAUCUUAAUCUUAAUAUUAUAAUGCUUGAUGCCCAUGGAUAUCUUAUUGAGUGCUAUUAUAAAGGAAGAGCUGUAGCACUUGAUUCUUACCCAUUUUUUCUUUCAGCAAUAAAGAAAAACUCUCAGGCAAGAGAAUGCUUAUUAUAUGAUGAUUCUAAUAUGAUAACUGUAAAUACAAGAGGAAUGGCUCGGCUGUUAGGCUAUUCAGAAGAGGUUAUUCUUUUAAACAAACUAGAUGCUAACAAAGUCAUAAAUAAUUUUGACUCUCUCCGGGAAAAAUAUCCACCUGGCACAAUUUUUGAAUACAUGAUCCCAGGAAUAGUCAAUUCUCUUACAAUGAGAUUCACUGAUCUAAAAAUAGGUAAAGUUACGUUUAAAAUGCUGCACGUAACUUCAGAUGAGGAUGAAGUAAAAUCAUGAAAAAUCAAUAAAGAGACCACAAGUUUCGAAGAUUUGCGAGAUUUAGGAGUAAUUGAGCAAACGCAAGAAGUAAAAAAAAAGGAAAAAAGGGGGAUUUUGAAAGAACCACGUCAAAAAAGUGAUAAAAAUUGUAAUGUGACUUUUGAUAUCAGCCCACAGAUUUUUGAAAUUGGGGAAACUGACUUCAAGGCUGGAAAAAACGUGGCAGGAGGGAAAGUAAAAGAUGCAACCACUUCGAAGCAGCCUGUAAAACUUUCAGAAGAAAAGGUUGAAGAAGACGAUGAUGAAGAAGACAAAUCUAGUGAAAAAGAAGAAACCAAAAAUGCCCCCAUUCCUCAGGAAGGACAAAUUUUUGAUUUAAAAGACUUAGGAGGGUUUUUGUUUAAUAACUCUGAAAAACCUGGGGAUGCUGCUUCAGUGGUUUCGUUUUCUGUAAUAGAAGAGAGAGAGAGAGAUUAGUUAGAGAGGCUAAGCGGGGAUUAUUUCAGCCCCUAGCCAGUCGGACUUCAGCUUCGUGCUUCAUGUGGCACUAAGCACUAAAGCCACCUAACGCCCUUUUUCUUCGGAGCCAUCAAAAAUGGUGACGUCCUCAGUCUGUCGGGGAGACUCACCCGACCCUGCUGGAUCAAAAAUUUCGGCAAGGACUCUCUUAACCCCUGGUGGUGCUCAGGGUAUGAGAGGAUCGUCCAUUGUCUUCUUCUGGAACCACCUGUGCCAUUCGCAGGCACCAUAAUGCUCCUCCAGAAGUGCUUGAUUGAUGUUGCGCCGUCGGUAUCUUGCCUGUGGGUCGAGGGGAAGCCCAGUCAGCCCAAGCCUGCACCCCACCCCGGAGAAUUGCCAUCUGCGGCCCCCCUUGGCCUUCCGGCCGUUUUAUUUUUUUUUUUUACGGCCGAAUUCUGGGAUUUGUUUUUGCUGUCGCCGAGCCAAAAUGGAUUUCCAUCUUGCAAGAUGGAAAUUCUGUAAUAGAAGAAGAUAUUACCAAAAAGAGAUCAGGAACCAGCAUAGCUAGCUCAGCUGUGAGUUCCAAUGCAAGCUUUACUUCAAGCCAAGAAGCACAAGUUCUCUUAACCGGUGUGACAAGUUCAAUGUUCAGAUUUAAAGUGGCCUUUUUUGCAACUGUAUUUUUUACGUAGUGUCUUAUAGUUAACUUAGCUGCCUUAUCUAUGAUGAUAUACCUGGAGUUUAUCUCGACCAAAUACCUGGAAAGUGUAAUUAUUAAUGAUCUUGCUGAACGUCGGACAUUAAAUACCUAUUUUUCAUUGGAUGCAAGAACCCUACAUCUUAUUAACCUUGGAGAAUUGCCACCAUCAAUGGAAUCUGCAAGCAGAGAGAGACUUCUGACAGGCAUAAAUCGCUAUAAUGAAAUUAUAGACAAUAUAAAAAGCAAUCUAAAAGGCUGGAAAGAUGGAAAAGCUAAAGACAUGUAUCAGGAUUCUCAAAUAAAAUCAUGGGAAUUAAAAAGUGGGGUCAUUAACAGCACAGAUGUAAACCUUAUGGACGCAAUGCGCGACCUUGUCUCUCAAGCACUUAUGCUAUAUAAUACUCCUUUAAACGAAAUUGAUGCCCAAAACCCUAAUUUCUUUUAUAUAUACCGAAACAGCUAUGGAGAAACAAUGCAAGGGCUUAAUAUAUCUAUCGAAUACUUCAUAGAUGACGCAGAAGAAAACAUGCAAAAGUUUUUAGAAGUGAUUCUCAUUCUUGCAUCAUGUGCAGUUGCGCUUAUGUUUAUUUGCUUCUUUUUAGUUAUUAUCCCGACUUUAAGACAGGUCGAAAAAUCUAACCAGACAGUUUGGAGUUUGUUUUAUUUAUUGCCAAUUGAUUUAGUCCUUGAACUCAAAUCCAGAUGCGAAGAAAGGCUGGAGCAAACCCAUGGGAUUGAGUCUGAUAAAAAAAAUGAUAAAAAUAAAUUUAAAUCGUUGGAAGAGAGAAGUAAUAUUAAGGCAACAAAUAAGUGAAAAGGAAUAUUGGUAAGACUUACAGUCUAUUAUUUAUUUUCCGCAGCAUUUUUCUUAUUUUUUUAUUUUAUCGGGUACGAGACCUUCGGAAAUACAUUAGAAAUUAAGCCAAAAAUAAACAACUGGGCAGGGAUGAGAACCUCAGCAGCAAAUGCUGCUUUUUAUUGGCUUCAAGAAGUAAAAUAUGCGAAUUUAAGUUAUGGCUACAAAUGGAUUGUCCCUUAUAGUCAAUAUGAGAUAAGCCCAGAUUAUGCCUUUAUCUUUAAUUCAGAGCUGAUGGUUUUUUCAGAGUACAAUUUACUUUUUCGCCAUCUUUCUUCACUCAAGAGAAGCUCAAAGCACAAUAAUUAUAUAUGAGAUGACGCAUGUUUGUCAGAGCAAUGCAUCACCUUAUCAAAAGGAUAUUAUGCUUCCUUAAACGAAUAUUAUUUAGGCAUCCGAGAUGUAUAUUGACAAAUUGUUGAAGGGAAAAAUACUUCAUUGGACUCUAUAAGUGAGACUAAAGAAGAAUUGGUGGAAAUAGGAACAACUCUUAUUGAUCUUUAUGAGUCUGAUAUAAAAGAUAUGAUCAAGAAAGAUGCUUAUCUUGUUAUAUGAAUUAGUUCAUCGUACUGUUUCAUUGUUUUUAUUCUAUAUUUUUUCGUUUAUGUAAGGGAACUGAAUAAGGUUCAGCAACAGAUUACAAAUAUAUGGAGUUUGGGACGAUUAAUUCCAAUUGAUCAUAGAAAUAAGAUUAUGAGAUCGCUUCGAGCGCAUGGAAAAUUACAGUUCCAAAAGAAAUAG
This is a messenger RNA of Blepharisma stoltei, 5933 nucleotides long. NCBI's taxonomy places the organism in Eukaryota, Ciliophora, Heterotrichea, Heterotrichida, Blepharismidae. The record is from the annotation of a GenBank genome assembly.